Molecule: messenger RNA, 1750 nt
Organism: Adelges cooleyi (spruce gall adelgid)
Lineage: Eukaryota; Metazoa; Arthropoda; Insecta; Hemiptera; Adelgidae
Product: G1/S-specific cyclin-D2-like
Exons: 4
Coding region: 210-1088 (292 amino acids)
Biological process (GO): regulation of cyclin-dependent protein serine/threonine kinase activity; positive regulation of G1/S transition of mitotic cell cycle; mitotic cell cycle phase transition
Cellular component (GO): cytoplasm; nucleus; cyclin-dependent protein kinase holoenzyme complex
Molecular function (GO): cyclin-dependent protein serine/threonine kinase regulator activity
Source: RefSeq, a predicted model, not a curated record
CACCCAUCUGAGCGCACGUCGCCCCGUCAACCGGUGUGUUAUCGUACAAAAAAACGAUUUUGUCGCGUUAUAAUUUCGAUUUGUUGUCGUUUUUUUUCCGGCAUAAUAUUAUUAUUACAAAGAUCACGUAUUUUUUUUUUAUCCCCCGGGGUUACUUUGGACUGAGCUGAAUUUUUUUUUUGGGGUUUUUUACUACACAAGUAAAAGAUAUGAACCUGAUGUGCACGGAAUCGCGGGCCGCGUCGGAAGACAAGUGUUUCGCCGAGGACAGGACCAUAUUCCGGGACGAGAGGGCCGUGAAAAAACUGCUGGAGACCGAAUCGCAGUACGUGCCCGGGUUCGAUUACAUGGCCCGGUCUCGGUCCAACUUGCAGCCGUUCAUGAGGCGCGUCGUGGCCACGUGGAUGCUCGAUGUGUGCGAAGAGCAAAACUGCGAAGACCAAGUGUUCCCGUUGUCGGUGAACUUCCUGGACAGGUUCCUGUGCUCGUGCGACAUAUCCAAAACCCAUUUGCAGCUGACCGGCGCCGUUUGUUUGCUUUUGGCGUCCAAAGUACGACAGUGCACGGCGCUGACCAUCGAACUGCUUUGCUACUACACGGAAAACAGCGUGACCGCAGAAGAAAUGAGGGAAUGGGAACUGUUGGUCAUAUCGAAAUUGGAAUGGAAAAUCGUGGCGGUGACCAGCUUCGACUACGUCGAUCACAUCAUGGAACAGAUCAAGUGGAAGAGGCGAAAUGACACCAUGCUCAGGCGGCACAUGCUGACGUUGAUCUCUUUCUGUUAUAUCGAACCGGAAUUCAUGACGAAAAAACCGUCGGUGAUGGCGGCGUCUUGCAUGCUGUCGGCCAUCCGAGGCAUCGAACCGGCGGCCGCGGCCGAGGUGGCCACCGAGUUGUGCGGUCUGCUGGAGUGUUCGGCGUCCGAAGUGGACGAGCACGUGUCGCUGAUCGACGCGCUGGUGGCCAGCACGACGGCGGCGUUGACGCCCGAAAAGUCUGAGAACAACAACCCGGCAAUGGCGGCCGAACCGCCGGUCAAGAAACCCUAUCACAGCAUGGACGACCAUUGCUGUGCCGGCGGCCUGUGAACGAUUGUCGUCGUCGCCGUUUUUCCACCUUUCUCUUGAUCAAAAAAGAAAAUAUAAUAUGUAUGUAUAUAUACUAAUACAAGAAAAUUGUUUUUUUUUUCUGCAAAAGAGACGUUGUUAUAAUAUACAGACAUAUAUUAUAAAAAAAAUUGUUCAUACGCGUACAUAAUAUAUAAUAUGUUUAUAUGGUGUUAGAAGUGAUAUAUACGCGUUAAACAUAUGUAAAGAACUGACUUCACGUUACAUUGUUGAAUUUCUUUUUUUUUUUUUGUAAAGCAUCAAACAUUAUUAUUAUUACUUCUACCUCAUAGGUGUGUUUUUGUUUUUCUCUUUUUUUUUCUAACGCAUUUACUUGUUUAUUCUUUUAUUUAUUGUCUUCUUAAGUAUUUUUUUUUUUUUUUUAAUAUUUUCAAUUUUUACUUAUUUUCCAUAAUAUGUAUUUCGGUAGAAAUAUGUAAUAUAAUAUCCUUUAACGUCGUAAAUGACCCAAUCACUAAUGUUAAGAUUGUACGAUUGUACCUUUACUGGUUACUUCUGCGAGACUAUAACAGCGAUUUUAUUAUAAUUAUUAUUACCUACUUCGACGGAAUGAUAUUAUUAAAUAUGUAUAAUGUUUUAUAAAUAAUAACAUUAACAGUCGUAUAAUAAUAAUAAUAAUUUCA